Molecule: messenger RNA, 1168 nt
Organism: Fomitiporia mediterranea MF3/22
Lineage: Eukaryota; Fungi; Basidiomycota; Agaricomycetes; Hymenochaetales; Hymenochaetaceae
Exons: 7
Coding region: 1-969 (322 amino acids)
Source: RefSeq, a predicted model, not a curated record
AUGUAUACGUUUCAGACAUAUCGGCAAGACUGGCUAUGGAUGAAGAUCUAUGUAUUUAAUUUGUGGCUGCUCGAUACGAUACAUGAAGCUGCGCUUGUUGGGGCAAUUUACCGAUAUCUUAUAACUGGGUUUGGAGAUGUGUCUCGGAGUAUACAUCUUGAUAAACUCCUCGUCUUCGCCCUGUUAGUCGGUGGAUUCGUAUGCUUGAUGGUGCAGCUUAUCUACGUGAUGCGAAUAUGGAAGCUCAGCGGAAAGAACUUUUGGUUAGCCGGUGGUGUCGGUAUCCUUGUCGUCGGACAGUUCACAGCGACGCUAGGAUAUUUCGGAAGAGCAGUCCAAGCUGAGACCUUCCUGGACCUGCAGCGCAGUAUGCUAAUUACACGAGUUGUCAACGCUGUCAGUGCUGUUGCAGAUGCUGCCAUUGCUGCAUGUCUCGUCAUACUUCUCCAUCGGAAUCGUUCGGGAUUCAAACGUAGUGACACGAUAAUUAACUUGCUCAUCGCGUUUGCUAUCAAUACGGGACUCCUAACGAGCCUUUGUGCGAUCCUUGGGCUUAUUGUAGGACUCGUGCGUGAGGAUACGCUGUUGUUCAUGUUCUUUUAUCUGCUGAUCGUCCGACUGUACAUGAACUCACUUCUAGCAUCGCUCAACUCACGAAAUACCUUGAGACAUAUUCUCACUAGGACACAGAGCACAUUCGCGACCUCGGAAUUACCGACUUACAGGAUACGAUCCAACGUUUCGCAUGUAGACUCAAUAGUUUGCAGCUCACCUACUCUUGAAGCAGCACAUCCGCCGGAACUACCAAGCAUCCUUUCCGUAAAGACUCCACCAACGGCAAUUGAACAAAUUAUUGACGGCUUGUUUGGCGAGGAAUCGGGACAUUCAGUUAUCUUACAAGAUCCAGAGAAAGUUGCCGAUGCGAUACCGAAUAAAGUCGAAGAUGUCCAUAAUCCGUUGCGAAAUUGAAUUCCUUUUCCUUGGUAUUCUGGACGAUUUAUUCGCACAGAUAAUACUUUCCUCUUCAGUAACGAUAUCUCUCUGCUACUGCUUUAGUUGCUGGGAUGGUUUGCACGAUUUUAAUGUCUCCUGUUAUGCAUAUCCUUGUAUCUCCCACUCCUUAAUCAAUAUUGACAGAUACACACACUCCUUUGUGCUUUGGCUGUCU